AUGGCCUCCCAAGAAACUGAUAGUGCAGAGCAGGGCACAGCCCCAGAAGCUGGUAGCCCAGGGAGCAGGGCAGAACCAGAGGAGGUGAACGCUUCUACCUACCAGCCUAUUGACGAACCACUCAAGUACCAGAUGGAAACACAAGCCCUUGGGGCUGUCCAGAUCCUAACUGGCGUACUGGUUCUGGCUCUUGGUGCUGUACUAGGCAUGCUACAGUACCUAUCGAAUCUCCGACAUGCCUUUUUCUUUACCUUCUACACAGGGUACCCAUUCUGGGGUGCUGUAUUUUAUAUUAGUUCAGGAUCCAUCACUGUUGCAGCUGGAAGUAAACCCACAAAAACAUUGGUGCAAAAUGCCUUUGGGAUAAACAUUUCCAGUGCUACAAUUGCACUAACCGGAAUUGUUUUCCUCUCACUGAAUUUAGCAGUUAAUAUUAAGUCACUCCAGGGCUGUCAGUCAUCGCAGUCAAAGGACUUAUGCAUAUCCAUGGGAUCCUCAUCAACUGGCCUUGUGUGCCUAAUGCUGAUCCUGACCUUGCUGGAAUUAUGCAUAACCAUGUAUAUCAUAAUCAUGUGGUUCAAAGUAAACUGCUGUGAAUCAAGACAGGAAACUUUCUCACUCCCAUAUUCAGUGGAAAAAGGAAUGCCUUCUGAUGGAAAUAAAUGAGACAUCAAGAAAACACAAUUUUAAAUCUCCGAUGAGUCACAGACCUAUUCAAAAACUCAAACAUGAACCCGUGGCACAAACUACGAGAAACUUUCACCUGGAAAUUUUCUCAGACAUCCAAGU
Sorex fumeus (smoky shrew) is the source of this 789-nucleotide messenger RNA. RefSeq names its product membrane spanning 4-domains A3 (gene MS4A3). Lineage: Eukaryota; Metazoa; Chordata; Mammalia; Eulipotyphla; Soricidae. The coding region runs from base 1 to 666 and encodes 221 amino acids. Gene Ontology annotation, cellular component: membrane. The record is from RefSeq and is a predicted model, not a curated record. The transcript is spliced from 6 exons.